Messenger RNA from Fusarium oxysporum Fo47, 1554 nucleotides. RefSeq names its product flavin-containing monooxygenase. NCBI's taxonomy places the organism in Eukaryota, Fungi, Ascomycota, Sordariomycetes, Hypocreales, Nectriaceae. The record is from RefSeq and is a predicted model, not a curated record. Bases 1 to 1554 code for a protein of 517 amino acids. The transcript has 3 exons.
AUGGCGUCAACGAAAGAAACACCUUCGACUUACAGCCAGUUUGCUUGCAUUGGUGCUGGCUUUUCAGGCAUUGCCCUCGGAGCCACGCUCAGACGGUGGUACGGCAUCACCGACGUUCGACUUUUCGAACGGCACAGUGAGCUUGGUGGGACAUGGUUCGCCAAUAAAUACCCAGGCGCUGCUUGCGAUGUCCCAAGUGUCCUCUACAGCUACUCUUUCGAGCCUAACCCCAACUGGUCUCGAGUUCUACCUUCACAGCAGGAGCUUUGGAACUACCAGAAAGACGUCGCGGAUAAGUACGAUCUACCGUCAAAGAUGACAUUUGGUGUCGAAGUCCAACGUUGCCAAUGGGUCGAACGGAAUAAGAGAUGGAUGCUUGACAUUUGUGACCGCAAGACGGGAGAUGUCUUCCAUCACGAGUGCAGGUUCCUCUUUGCGGGCUCUGGUAUACUGGUCACCCCUCGAGAGAUUGACAUUCCUGGCUCCGAAAACUUCAAAGGAUCCAUAUUUCACUCAUCCCAGUGGAGGAGCGACGUCGAUGUCAAGGGCAAGAAUGUCGUCGUCAUCGGAAAUGGCUGUACAGCUGCCCAAAUUGUCCCAUCAAUAGUGGAUAAGACAAAGCAUCUGACCCAGAUAAUCCGUGCUAAACAUUGGAUGCUUCCGCCUAUUGAUGGAGUGUAUACUGAUUACAUGAAGUCCAUAUUCAGCUAUCUACCAGGCACCAUGAUGAUACAACGGCUGCUCAUAUUCUUGACAGCCGAGAUUGAGUUGAAGGCAGUUCCUAUGACUACAACCGCUGCCAAGUUCCGUAAGAAGCGACGCGCUCAUGCUGAGAAGUUCAUGAGAGACACUGCCCCGGUCAAGUAUCACGAUCUUUUGAUUCCAGAUUUCGAGAUUGGUUGCAAGAGACGAAUCUAUGACUCUGGAUACCUGAAGUCUCUCCACUCCAAGAAUCUGACCUUGACCAACGAACGAUCGCUGAGAAUUGUUGAGAAUGGAAUCGAGACUGAUCGUGGCUUUGUUGAAGCCGAUGUUAUUGUGCUAGCUAACGGCUUUUCCACGAACACAUUCCUCGAAGGAGUUGAGGUUGUUGGGCGUGAGGAAACGUUGGCUCAGCACUGGGAGUCGUUUGGUGGAGCCGAAGCCUAUAACUGCUCUGCUAUGAGUGGCUUUCCAAACUUCUUCAUGAUUCUAGGCCCCAAUGCAACAACAGGUCACACUUCGGCUAUCAUGGCCAUCGAGAACAGUGUCAACUUUGCAUUGCGCAUUCUCAAGCCCGUUCUUGGUAACCCCAAUGGAGUCGUUGAGCUUGACAGGGACGCUGAAGAGCGUUAUGUCAAUCGGAUCCAGCAUGAUCUGUCCAAAACUGUUUGGAACUCAGGGUGCCAAAGCUGGUACAUCCAGUCCCACUCGGAGAACAGCCGGGUAUGGAAUGCCAUGCUUUAUCCAUAUUCUCAAGGAUUUCUUUGGUACAGGAGCUUGUUUCCCGUUUGGAGCGACUGGAAGAUCACAGUGAGUCAUGGUUACCCGACGUGGUAUUUUUAUAGAGGCUAA